AUGCAAUGGAAAGAGCUUGCCAUCGGGCUCCUCGCCCUAGGCGCGGUAGCUCAGCAGAUGAUUCGCUUUAGCUGCUCUCAGCUGACAAUAGAACGUUUGGAUCCACUCGUCAACCCGGGCGUGGUGAUGUCGCCUCACGUCCACCAAGUCGUAGGGGGCAACUCAUUCCAGGCAGCCAUGAAACCCGGGACACACGACCUUGUCUCUAAUUCGACGUGCACAUCAUGCACUUUCUCGGAGGAUUUCUCGAACUAUUGGACCGCAGUGAUGUACUUCCGGGCAAGGAACGGCACAUAUAAACGGGUGCCUCAGUUCGCCAACGUUGGGCUGCGAGCUGUGGGUGGUAUCACGGUAUACUAUAUACCGCCGUACGAUGGCAAGACCAGCGUGACAGCGUUUAAGGAAGGGUUCCGUAUGUUGGUUGGUGAUGCCACGCUCGAGACGUCUAAGGGGAUGCAACGCCAGCUUUGCCAUCGGUGUUAUACGACGCCUGAUAACGCCGGAGUGGCUGGCAUCUCCGGCGGUGCACCCUGCACGGGAGCUGACACGCAAAGCUUUCCGGCCAAGCCGUGUCCUGGAGGAAUUCGGACGACGAUUACAUUUCCGACGUGCUGGGACGGCAAGAAUGUGGACAGCCCCGACCACAAAAGUCAUGUCGCAUAUCCGAAGACAGGUACUUUUGAGUCGGUAGGCGAGUGUCCGUCAACCCACCCUGUUAAGCUCCCUCAACUGAUGUAUGAGGUAAUGUGGGAUACUAAACCCUUCAACGACCCAGAUCUCUGGCCGGAAGAUGGGUCUCAACCUUUCGUGUGGAGUACUGGCGACGGGAAGGGAUACUCGCAGCACGGAGACUAUCUGUUCGGGUGGAAGGGGGAUUCGCUUCAGCGAGCGCUAGAUGCGCGCUGUAAUAAUGGCAUCUGCAAAGAACUGAAGACUCAGACCUCUGAGGAGGCAAUGCGCUGUGUCAACUCGCAAACAGCUGUCGAGGAUGUAGAUGGGUGGUUGGACCAUAUCCCGGGUAUGCCUAACAUGCGUUUGUAA
Xylaria bambusicola is the source of this 1041-nucleotide messenger RNA. RefSeq lists its product as uncharacterized. The transcript has 4 exons. The record is from RefSeq and is a predicted model, not a curated record. Bases 1 to 1041 code for a protein of 346 amino acids. NCBI's taxonomy places the organism in Eukaryota, Fungi, Ascomycota, Sordariomycetes, Xylariales, Xylariaceae.